Molecule: messenger RNA, 3134 nt
Organism: Odocoileus virginianus texanus
Lineage: Eukaryota; Metazoa; Chordata; Mammalia; Artiodactyla; Cervidae
Source: RefSeq, a predicted model, not a curated record
AUGUGGGCCGGACUGCUCCUCCGGGCCGCCUGCGUCGCGCUCCUGCUGCCGGGCAUCCCGGCCCGCGGCUAUACCGGGAGGAAGACGCUGGGGCACUUCGGGGCCGAGAGACGCCGGCUGGGCCCCCACGUCUGCCUCUCGGGGUUCGGGAGUGGCUGCUGCCCUGGCUGGGCGCCCUCCAUGGGCAGUGGGCACUGCACCCUUCCCCUCUGCUCCUUUGGCUGUGGGAGUGGCAUCUGCAUCGCUCCCAAUGUCUGCUCCUGCCAGGACGGAGAGCAAGGGCCCACCUGCCCAGAAGCCCACGGAGCCUGUGGGGAAUACGGCUGUGACCUCACCUGUAACCACGGUGGCUGUCAGGAGGUGGCCCGAGUGUGCCCCGUGGGCUUCUCCAUGACCGAGACAGCGGUCGGCAUCAGGUGUACCGACAUCGAUGAAUGUUUAAGCUCCUCUUGUGAGGGCCACUGCGUGAACACGGAAGGCGGGUUCGUGUGCGAGUGUGGGCCGGGCAUGCAGCUGUCUGCGGACCGCCACAGCUGCCAAGACACUGAUGAAUGCCUUGGGAGCCCCUGCCAGCAGAGAUGUAAAAACAGCAUUGGCAGCUACAGGUGCUCCUGUAGAACUGGCUUCCAUCUCCAUGGCAACAGGCACUCCUGUGUAGAUGUAAACGAGUGUCGGAGGCCCCUGGAGAGGAGAGUCUGUCACCAUUCCUGCCACAACACCGUGGGCAGCUUCCUGUGCACCUGCCGACCUGGCUUCAGGCUCCGUGCUGACCGAGUGUCCUGCGAAGCUUUCCCCAAAGCCGUGCUGGCCCCAUCUGCCAUCCUGCAGCCUCUGCAGCACCCUCCUAAGAUGCUGCUGCUGCUUCCAGAGGCAGGCCGGCCCGCCCUCUCCCCCGGGCACAGCCCUCCUUCCGGGGCUCCGGGGCCCCCGACUGGAGUCAGGAGCACACGACCACCACCUCCCACGCCUGCACUGCCCACAUCCUCCCCUUCUGCCCCGACGCCGCUGCUGUCCACCCCGGUGGCCACCCCCGUGCCGCAUCCCUCUCUGCUGGGAACCCUCAGACCUCCCGCACAACUCCAUGAGAAGACGGCGGUGACCCCUCCCUUGCCCAGGGGCCCUGAGACCACACGGCUGGCACCAGGACCUUCUGCCUGUUGGCACCUGGGGGCCACGUAUGAGUCAGGGAGCCGCUGGACAGAGCCUAGCUGUUCCCAGUGCUGGUGUGAGGAUGGGGAGGUGACCUGUGAAAAGGUGACGUGUGAAGCUGCUUGCUCCCACCCGAUUCCCUCCAGAGAUGGAGGGUGCUGCCCAUCAUGUACAGGUUGUUUUCACAGUGGCGUCGUCCGGGCUGAAGGGGACGUUUUUUCACCUCCCAACCAGAACUGCACCGUCUGUGUCUGUCUGGCUGGAAACGUGUCCUGCAUCUCCCCCGAGUGUCCCCCCGACCCCUGCCAGGCCUCCCCGAAGUCGGACUGCUGUACUUGUGUCCCAGUGAGAUGCCAUUUCCACGGCCGGUGGUAUGCAGACGGGGCUGUGUUCAGUGGGGGUGGUGAUGAGUGUACCACCUGUGUCUGCCAGAAUGGGGAGGUGGAAUGUUCCUUCACGCCAUGUCCGGAACUGGACUGCCCCCGCGAGGAGUGGUGGCUGGGCCCCGGGCAGUGCUGCUAUGCCUGCAGGGAACCCAUGCCCAUGACAGGCUGCUCUCUCGAUGACAACGGGGUUGAGUUUCCGGUUGGACAGAUCUGGUCUCCCGGUGAUCCCUGUGAGUUAUGCAUCUGCCAGGCAGAUGGCUCAGUGAGCUGUAAGAGGACAGACUGUGUGGACUCCUGCCCUCAGGCCUUGCGAGUUUUCUGUGUCCUGCAGCUGGGCUCCGUGGCCUGCUCGCCCGUGGACUGCCCCAUCGCCUGCUCCUACCCUUUCCACCCUGAUGGCGAGUGCUGUCCCGUGUGCCAAGACUGCAACUACGAGGGGAGGAAGGUGGGGAACGGCCAGGUGUUCACCUUGGACGAUGAGCCCUGUACCCAGUGCGUAUGCCAGCUGGGAGAGGUUACCUGCGAGAAGGUGUCCUGCCAGCAGGCCUGCUGGGACCGCACCAUGCCCCGCAGGGACUGCUGUGCCUCCUGUCCAGAGUCCCUGGAGGAGAGCCGGGCACUCUCCCCUCGUGGAGACGUGGAGCUCAGCAAAGCAGCCCGGAGCCCCCGUGGAGACCCCGAGGCCCCCGUCAACUGCAGCUCCUGCCCAGGGCCCCCAGCGGUGCCCCCUCAGAGGCCAGCGCUCCAGCUCCUCCAGCUGCUCCUGAGAACGAACCUGUCUAACACCCAGACUUUUCCCUUGAGCCCCUCAGGAGCCCAGGCCUCACCCUCACCGUCUUCGAGGCCAGGGGUGUCCGGGGCCUCCCAGCCUCCUCAGCCCUCAUCGGGGCCUCCGAUCCCCCCAGGAGCCUCCUCUCUACCUCCAGCCUCUCCCAGGGCUCCCGGAUCUUCUCCUUUGACUCCAGCGCUCCCGUCCUCCGCCUCUGGGGCCCACUCAGUGUCCAGACGGCCUUCUCUGCCUGCCGCCGCCCCGCGUGGAGCCUCAGCCCUUUCCACGACGGGCCCCGGUGCCUCAGAGACCCCCGUCACUGUCCUCAGGCCUCGCAGGUCCUCUCCAGGCACCUCCAGACUCUCUGCAGCCCUCGCGGCCACGGCCAGCCCCGGCCCCCGGCAGCCCACCCUGGGGACCUCACAGGAGGAGGAGUCCAUGGUGUAAGCAGGCCUCCGCUUCAGGGUCAUGCCUGGGACACGUGGGACAGAGAGGACUCUGCCGGCGGCCCUGGGAGCUUGCAGGGCCGCUCUGGGGACCAACGAGGCUGCUGAUCCCGCAGGACUCCUGGUGGCGCUGGAAAAUGCUCAGGGCCUGAUGUAGCCUUGUUCCCAGGAAGCAUUUGGGAUGUGUUGUGAGAAUCCAGCAAUGUGCUCUCCAUGGUCAGCCUCCUGCCUGGGCCACGGCCCGCCUGUCUUUUGAGAGGGGCUGGGCAGCUGAGUCCUUGCUCUGCAGGAGGAGGAGAGUCCAAAGGGCCUGGGAUUCCACUGGGACUGUGCUACCAGGCGCCACGUGUCCUCACCUGGGGUUUCCUGAUUAAAAUCUGUCUG